CCCGGCAAGUGAGUAAUCCUCAUUCAACAAUACUCGGGAUAUGAGUGAGUAACUCAGCUGGGUGAGUAGAAAUUCUACUACUCGACUCAUGAGUACCCAGUGCGCAGCCUAUAUACACCCACCGGCCUGGUUGACCGCUUCAAGGCAAGACUCGUUGCGCAGGGUUUCGGUCAGAUCCCUGGUGAUGACUACCUCGAGACGUUCUAACCGACGAUCCGAGCAGAGUCCCUCCGGCUCCUGCUGUCGAUCGGUGCCAGUGAGGAUCUGGAAAUCCGGCAGAUCGACGUGUUGAGCGCCUACCCACGUUCCAACCUCCACGCAGAGGUCUAUAUGGCACCGCCCGAAGGGUUAUACUGCCCGGACGGCCAGGUACUGCGACUGCGGAAGUCGCUAUACGGCCUGAAGCAGGCCGGCCGCGAGUGGUAUAUUGAGGCCUGUAAAGGCCUCGGCGAGCUGGGUUUCGAACCGGUAUUCAGCGAACCCAGUAUCUUCGUAACCUCUGACCGGAAGAUCCUGAUCGGUCUAUACGUCGACGAUAUGCUGAUCCUAGGCAAGGAUCAUCCAGAGAUCGACCGGGUGGUCAAGGGAAUCGGAAAACGCUGGAAGAUCAAGGAUCUCGGAGAGGUGGAUAUGAUACCGGGUAUCAGGGUCACCCGCGACCGAAGAAGCUGCCGGUUAUACCUCGACCAAGAAGGGUAUAUUGACGAGAUCGUCAAGCGUUUCCGCCUUGAGCAGACCACGCCGCGCCUGACGCCUGCGACGGUCGAUCGCGCUGCCCUUCUCAAGGGCGAUGACGGUGAGGCUGAAGCCGACCAGUACCUCUACCAGCGUGGUAUAGGGUCCUUGGCCUGGCUUGCCUUGUGCUCACGGCCGGAUAUCGCGUACGCCUGGGGUCAGCUCAGCCAGAGCUGCUCUAGGCCUACGAUACGAAACUGGAACGGGGUUCUCCACGUACUACGCUAUGUGAAGAAGACCCGGGACUUAAGACUCUCCUUCGGGGGAGAGGGUUUAGGGAGCGGCAUACCACCCCACCUAUGCGGCUACAGCGACUCGGAUUACGCAGGGGACCAUAUCGAUCGGCACUCGAUAUCUGGCUACAUAUUCAUGCUGAAUAGGGGGCCUAUUAGCUGGACGUCGGCGAAGCAGCGCUGCGUCGCGACAUCCACUACUGAAGCAGAGUAUAUCGCUCUCUGCGAGGCAAGCAAGCAGGGGCAGUGGCUCCGCACGCUCCUCCAGGAAAUCGGCCGCGAAAGACUGCUCGGCGGCAGGGGAAAUCGGGUCCAGAUCUUCGGCGACAACCAGGCCAGCCUAGCGAUCGCUUCAGAUCCGAUGUCCCAUCGCCGGACGAAGCAUAUCGACGUACGUUACCACUACAUACGCCAGCUAAUCGCCUUCGGCAAGAUGGCUAUCGAGUACGUUCCCACCAAGGAUAUGCUGGCGGACCUACUGAACGAAGCCGCUCCCGCUGCCGGCUCUCGCGCACUGCAUACAGGGAUACCUGGUGCAGCGAGGCCCGUAGGACCCUAGAAUGCACCUCUCUACGGCAACAGCCUGCCGUCUGGCAGACAGGGCCGUUUGCCGCCCAGGCGAACCGCCGUUCGGCGCAGGCAGGCCUGCUGUAGGCAAAAUCUCGGGGGCGCCAAGCUCUCGGCGUGCUCGGCGACCCCUAUUUUGGUCACUAUCGGCGCCGAAGUCUGGGUAGAAAAGGGGGGCGGAGACUGAGAGGCCGCUGGAUGGUAGGGGGCUGUGCAGCAGCACCACAGCGGUGAGAAAGCUGGUCGAUAUGCAGUAUCGAUGGUAGGGGGCUGUAGUGACAGCACCCUACAGUGACGAGAAGAGCGUUCGGCGGCAACACCGAACGCAAGGAGAGGAUGGGUCCAACACCGAGUCCUCGGCCCUGUCCAUAAAGGACAGGAGGCAAUGACCUGGCCGGCGCGGCCAUUGCUUUCGCGCUUUACCGGAAUCACGGUAAAGAGAAAAAGAAGGAAGGAAGGAUCCUUCCUCCAUAUAUUCGUACUCAAUAAGAGCUGGUUACUGAAGGUUUCCGGCGUGGGUGGUGUGUAACGCUGACUUCUAAACGAUAGAAGACACAGAGGUUUCUUGCGUAAGGUUGACUUGACAGAGGAGGCAGGGGAUUAGACACAAAGGCUUUCCAAGUAACACGUUACAGUAUUGUAAAGAAUACUAUAUUGAGUUGAGCACAAAGCUCCUAUCUAAGGAAAUACUAUCUACUUAUAUAGUGGCGUCCUGCCUCAUGGGUAAUCUGGAUAGUUGGCGGAUAGCUAGAUAUUCAGG
Molecule: messenger RNA, 2295 nt
Organism: Pseudogymnoascus destructans
Lineage: Eukaryota; Fungi; Ascomycota; Leotiomycetes; Thelebolales; Thelebolaceae
Exons: 1
Coding region: 331-1527 (398 amino acids)
Source: RefSeq, a predicted model, not a curated record